ACUACUAAGCUUCUGGUACAGUGUUCCGCCACGUUUGUUUAUUUAUCCUGGUUUCCCUUUAAUACUCAGUAACGUUCGCUUAUGAACAUAAUGUUAGUUGUAGUUGUUAUGGGAUUUACAUGAUCACAAAGUCAACUGAAAGCCGUUUGUAAUCGGAAUUGAAAAUAAACUAGCUAUUGUUAGCUAGUUUAACUAGCUUUAUAUUUGUUGCUCUGGGGUAAUGACUGUUUUCCCUCUAACGCCAUUUAAUUCUAAAAAAUUUAAGAACUAUGGUUCGUCUCCGAACAGUAUUUGGCUGUAUGACUUUUCAGCUUAGUUUUUUUUUUUUUUAUAUAUCAGUUUAUUACAAAAAGAUAAACCAGGUGACAGCUCAUAAGUCCCUGAAGCUAAAGCCAAAGGAUGGAUCCUGCUCUAUUGAGAGAAAGGGAGCUUUUUAAGAAAAGGGCACUUUCCACCCCAACUGUAGAGAAGAGACAGGCUGCCUCAGACUCGGGAUCACACAAAAAGAAGAAACCCAAAGUUGACAAGGAGAGCUCCUCUAGUUCCAAACUCAGUAGUGAAUCUAAUGGCAGCUUCAACAUUAAGACGAGCUCUGGGUACAAGUUUGGUUGCCUGGCCAAGAUAGUAAAUUACAUGAAGACGAGGCAUCAGAAUGGGGACACGCACUUCCUGACCUUAGAUGAGAUUCUUGAUGAGACCAAACUUCUAGACAUAAGCAUGAAGCAGAAACAGUGGCUCAUGAAUGAGGCCUUGGUCAGCAAUCCAAAAAUUGAAGUCCGGGAUGGAACCUAUGGCUUCAAGCCUAAAUACAACCUGAAGGACAAGAAAGCCUUACUGAGGCUGCUGGAUAAGCACGACCAACUGGGCCUGGGAGGAGUCUUACUAGAAGAUGUAGAGGAAGGGCUGCCCAAUUCAGCCAAGGCCAUCAAGGCUUUGGGGGAUCAGAUCAUCUUUGUUACAAGACCAGACAAGAAAAAGAUCUUGUUCUACAAUGACAAGCAUUGCCAGUUUGCGGUAGAUGAAGAAUUUCAGAAGCUGUGGAGGAGUGUUCCAGUUGACUCUAUAGAUGAGGACAAGAUUGAAGAGUACCUGAAGAAACAAGGCAUUUCCUCCAUGCAAGAAACGGGACCAAAGAAAGUGUUACCAAUUCAAAAGAGAAAGAAGCCAGCCGGACAGAGGAAGAGAAACUUCAAGACGCACAACAACCAUUUGGCUGGAUUACUGGAGGAUUACUCAGAUGGCGUGCCUGUAAAGAAGUGAAAUAUAUUCAUUCAGUCCCAUAUGUAACACAGAAAUGCAUGGAGAUGGUUAUUCUAGACUCACUAUAACAUAAAAACUGCUGAUGAAUGUUAUUUCAAAAAAUUAGCUGUUUUUCUCUCCCCUUUCUUUGCAUUCCUCUCAACAAUCUCUGGUUUUAUGUUACAUGGAGUCAGUAGUUGCUGUGUUGUGGAAACCUUUUGAGUAUAAGUCAGUGAAGGACAUGAAUACUUGGAUCAUUAGGAUAGCUGGCGCCCUCACCAAUUAAAGGGGAAACCACAACUUUACUGUUAAAGUAAAUAAGGUUGAAUUGUGUAGCUUUCUUUCAUAUUGUUUGUAUAUAUUUAGUAUAGUGUGUGGAAGGUUUUUAUUUGAAUGGUUAGCAACGGUUAUGCUUUUGUAAUAACUGCAAAAAACAGCCUUGUGUUGUGCAGUGUAUCGCAUCACACUGAAAACUCAUCCAGCAGGAAAUGUCUUCAGCUUUGUGGAACUUAAAAUAUUUAAAUGCGUUUUACUUUGCAACACUGUGAUAGUGGUUUAAGAAAUACUGGCAUUUUUGAACCAACUCAAAUAAAUUAUACUGCUACACAAAACUGCUUUGAUUAGAUCAAUAAGUUGCCAUUUUAAGUGUCAACAUUAUGCGUUUAAAAAAAGUCAACAUUUGAAUCCAUCUAAAUACUUAAAAUGUUUCAUUUAUUGUUAGUGUAAAUUCUUUAUCAGAAUGGCAGAAAUUACCUUCUACAACUUAAUGAUAAAAAUACUGGUAACUGCCAUUAUAAGAAAUGAGCAAAUCUAGUACAGCUUGUGUACCUUAUAAGUUAAUUGUAAAAAACAAAAGGUACAUCGGCAUAGCAGGAGAAAGAUGAGAAGCUUAAUCUUCUGUUGCAGAUCAGAGUAGAAAAUAUCAGUAAUUGAAGAGCAAAAACAGGGUAGGUACAUAACUAUAUACAUUCAUGCUUUCUUCCAGCAGGAUCUAGUUAAACAUUGAUAUUCUCUGCAUUUCAAAAGGUAUAAAGUGUAAUUUUAGCUAGCAGCAUGGCCUGCUUUAACAGUUUUCUUCAAAUGGUGGUAGUUUGGCAAGAUCUUCAUCAGAAAAUCGAGCUGAAGAGUCUGUGGCUGAAAUGAGAUAACAGACAUGAUGAUGAGCAUAAUGCACAAAAGUUUUCUCUGCACACAAACUUUUAAACAAGUGGGCAUGUAUGAAAAUCUUACAUAAAAACAUUAAAUAUGAAAUAUCACUUCAGUGUUUUCUUGGUGAAUGUGACGGAAAUGAGAGAAACUGAAUAUUUUACACAUUUUCAGACAGUCUGUUGAUGCUGAGUUUUUGCCCAUGGUGUUACUGCGUUUCUCAGCUCUAAUGCUGAAUGCUUAAAAACAAUUAUUUGCAUCAUAAAUGUGACCCAAAUCCAUAUGAAACUCAAGUGUGGCUAAUGUAGCAUUUGUCUUGCACUUGUACGAAAUGCUCAGAGUUGUAAAAUAUUAAAAACUUUCUAUAUAGAUCCCAGAUACAAGUUAGAGGGAGAAUUAUUUUUAAAAAUCUGAAUCUAAUAAAACAUCAGAUUUUUAGUUUCAUCAGGAAAACAUACAUGUGAUUAACCCACUUGGAAGCUCAAAAUAUAAUGCUUUGAUAUUCAAUUUGCAAUGCUAAUGCUACAUCUAGGUUAUUUGUCUACACCGACGAUGUUUUCCAGUCACAGAUCUCCAUACCUGGGGUCUCUCAGUCUGCACUCUCCUCAUACAUCCAGAGCCGUAGAUGACCGUGUUCUCGGGUAUGACCUCACAAGUGUUGACCUGACAGAAGGCUCCAAUUAUACAGCCACUGGUGAGGAUUACAUUCCUGCCAACAUCCGCUAGUCAACAAAAAAGAUAUUUGGUAACGUGAGUGACUUCAUCGAAAUUAUACAGACUUGAACACUCACUGAAAGCCAAAGAAACGGAAGGCAAUAUCCCACCUUUAGAUUCAAUCACAUUGUUGUCUCCAAUUUUUAAAGCUUGCGAUACUGUUUGUUGUCAGUUGAGGCAAAACAUGAUUUUUUUUUUUACAAAGAUUUAUGUUACAAUUUAAAAAUCUUAUAUGGAGCAGUACUGGCCAGAUUAGGUAAAAGGAUACCACAGCCAACUUCAAAGACGUUGUUGAUACCGAUGGUCAUUGUUUUUGGUUCCACCUCAGUAUCAGGUGUAAUAUUUUCUGGGUAACUGUGGGGAAGAUCACACAAGCUCGCAUGUAAGAACAGUGACAGAUCACCAGAGAUGGUCAACGAUGGUUAACCUAGUGGAAAACAUGGUACACCGAGGCCUUAGAUAACCUGUUAAUGAUCAGAGCUUGCUCUUCAAUCAAGUUGCCUUCUCCGAUGACAAUGGGUCCUGCCUCAGCAAUGAUGCGAGCUUUUGGGUGGACCACGGUCCUGGCGCCUGGAGAAACAGAGGUGCAGCAAGUAAUCGAGCACAGUGAUGACAGCCAUUCAACUCCUGCCUUGGGACUGAUCUGCUGUGAGAGAAAAGCAAGUUUUCUGAACUCCGAUUACUGGGCAUAGUCUUACCUAUGGUAACGUCUCCUCGGAUUUCGCUUUCAACACAAACCACGGCUCCAGCUGCUAUCUUGACACUGCAACAGAAACGAGAAAUGUUUUUGUACAUGCUAGCUAACGCUGCUAGCUAGCUACUUCAUUGAGCUGUCUUAACUGGCCACAUCAGCAUCUUCAAUUCGCUGUAACUAAUUCUUCUUUACUUCUAUUAUUUAUUCUAAUGGAUUUUAUGCUUAGCUACGCCGCUAAAAGUCAUGUUCGCAAUAAUGUACACAUUACCUCUUCUGAGCAUUUUGUUUGUCUGCCAUUGUGAACGAUGAAGUCCGAUGGGAGGCACCGUUGAGCCACUCGAUCAUCGAUUUAGAGUCCUUGACGUUUCAGCGUACGUACAAGUGUAAAGGGAGAAAAAAGAACAACAAAACCCAAACUUAUUUAUGUGUAAUUUUUUUAUAUAGCUUAUUUUUUCUCUCUGUUGAAAGUGUUUCCUGUCUUAUGGAGUUUUCAGAUUGUGGAAAUGUGUACAGAUCUCCAUAUAUUUAGACAGACAAUAUCUAAUUUUCAUAUUUAAACAUAAAAUGUAGGAACAAUUUCAAUGUUUCUUGUUACAGCUUUACUUUUCUUUUUUUCCACACAAUUAAACGAUUUGAUCAUAUUUUAUUCACAUUUAUUACAAAAAAAACCCCACUGAAAACAAAUGUUUAAACUGAGACAUUGUGAUAAGAUUAGGAAUUAUAUACUCAUUUCUUAUCUUUUCCAUCUUGGUUAUUCCCAACAAAAAUCUCAGCAUCUUUAGCUCUUUCACCUCCAUCUCAGCCUCCUGUGUUUUUGUCAGUGCCACCGUCUCCAAACAUACACCAUGCUACCUGCUCACAUAGAUCACAAUAUCAUCUCCAAACACCAUUGUCCACAGACUCCAGCUUGGCCUGAUCUAUCAGCCCAUCACCACUGCAAACAAAAAGGGGUUCAGAGCCGAUCCUUCAUGUAGUCCCACCCCCACCUGGAAGCCACCUGUCAUUCCUACGGCAUACCUCACCACUAUCUCGCUGUCCUCAUACAUGUCCUGCACCACCCUCACAUAUUUCUCUCUGGCACUCCUGAGUUCCUCAUCCAGUACCACAGUUUUAUUGGGAAUACUGUGUCAUAUUCGACUUUAGUGCCGAUCGCAAACAUGAAUAUGUGCAAUAACCAUUCCAUUACCUAACAAUUAUUGGGGUAGUAGAACAGGUAUAGUACUUUGGCCCUUCUCGCUCCCACUAGUGCCAAAACAAGUACACGGAUCGAAAGUAACCUUUGCCAUGGCAAAAAGGAAGCUUAAGAAAAACAAUACAUGUCACUCGUCUUCAGUAGCAUCGGUUAAACCAAAGAGCCAGAAAGAAAUGGCACAAACGGAGAAAAGUGCCACUUUUGCCCUUGCUGCUGUUGCUUUGGUCGUGGCUGUUUGCGUGGCACCACUAGCAGCUGAAAUAUCUUCGUCUGAUAUACAUCAUCAUAAGCACCUGUCCCUGAAGAUGGAUGAGGCACAGCUGACGGUCAACAAUGAGUUGUCAUAUGAGGUGCAGGUGUCUUGGAUGUCACAGCGCUGCUACCAGUGUUUGUACCAGCAGCUAGGGGUGGUACCUGCAGGGCUUGAGCCUGGUCAGCCCAGUUCAGUAAACUUUGUUGUAAGCACACAGCAUGAAAUAACACUGCAGAUCAACAGCACACCUAUCGAGCUGGAGCUCUG
Haplochromis burtoni (Burton's mouthbrooder) is the source of this 5505-nucleotide messenger RNA. RefSeq names its product general transcription factor IIE, polypeptide 2, beta (gene gtf2e2). The coding region runs from base 400 to 1260 and encodes 286 amino acids. The record is from RefSeq and is a predicted model, not a curated record. Gene Ontology annotation, biological process: transcription initiation at RNA polymerase II promoter. The transcript is spliced from 10 exons. NCBI's taxonomy places the organism in Eukaryota, Metazoa, Chordata, Actinopteri, Cichliformes, Cichlidae. Gene Ontology annotation, cellular component: transcription factor TFIIE complex.